CUGGACAAUCGAGAUUGGACCACGAUUUUUCAGGCUAACAAAGAACUUGGUCUAGCUUUCGACGAGCACGACUUGUUCUACUACAAAGAUUUAUUUCUAAACAAGCUGAAAAGGAAUCCAACGGAUGUGGAGCUGUUCGACUUGGCACAAUCUGAUUCGGAGCAUUCUCGUCAUUGGUUUUUCCGUGGAAAAUUGUUCGUGGAUGGCGAAGAACGAAAAGUAAGCUCCACGAUUGAUGUUCUUGGCUGUUCCAAAGCAAUUAUCAUAUCAAAAGCUGAGAUCGGUAGAGGAAGCUGUAAAUGUAGGGCUAUAGUUCGCAUUCAGUGA
Messenger RNA from Cylicostephanus goldi, 327 nucleotides. The record is from the annotation of a GenBank genome assembly. Lineage: Eukaryota; Metazoa; Nematoda; Chromadorea; Rhabditida; Strongylidae.